GAACGCAAACGACGGGGUCGCGGCGGACAAAGACCUCCGAAACUCUAAUCGUUCUUCUCCUUGCGAUUCCCUCCUACCAGAAACCAGUCCUCUUUCCUUUCGGACUUCCGCUCCUCAAAAUCCCGAUUUAGGAUUUUAUCCUCCUUAAAUCCUAGUUAAAUCCGGGUACUAAACAGCCCAUUUACGUCUGGCUCAAAAUUAUAGCUAACGAUGGCAGAUGGAGAUGAAAGGACCUUUAAGAGUUUGGGUGUCUGCGAACAAUUGGUCGAAACUUGUGAGAGUUUGGGGUGGAAAACCCCAUCAAAGAUUCAGGUGGAGUCGAUUCCUCAUGCCCUUGAAGGAAGGGAUGUAAUUGGACUUGCGCAAACAGGAUCAGGCAAGACUGGAGCUUUUGCCCUUCCAAUCAUCCAAGCUCUCCUUGAGAAGCCACAACCAUUCUUUGCUUGUGUACUGUCUCCAACUAGAGAGUUGGCGAUCCAAAUUUCUCAACAAUUUGAAGCACUAGGGUCUGAAAUUGGUGUGAAAUGCUCGGUGCUUGUUGGAGGUGUUGACAUGAUGGCACAGGCCAUUUCUCUAGCAAAGCGUCCUCAUAUUAUAGUAGCUACUCCUGGACGUUUAUUGGAUCAUCUUUCAAAUACAAAAGGUUUUAGCCUUCGCAUGUUGAAGUACUUGGUUCUUGAUGAGGCUGAUAGGUUGCUCAACAUGGACUUUGAAAAAGCUAUUGAUGAUAUUCUUAAGGCUAUUCCCAAAGAACGCAGGACAUAUCUGUUCUCAGCAACUAUGACAAAAAAGGUUGGAAAACUUCAAAGGGCAUGCCUUAAGAAUCCUGUAAAGAUUGAGGCAUCCUCCAAGUAUUCUACCGUUGAUACUCUAAAGCAGCAAUUUCGUAUGGUCCCUGCCAAGUACAAGGACUGCUAUCUUGUUUACAUUCUGACUGAGAUGUCUAGAAGCACCUCUAUGGUAUUCACUCGUACUUGUGAUUCUACACGACUUUUGGCUUUGCUCCUCCGGAACCUUGGCUUAAAGGCGAUACCCAUCAGUGGUCAAAUGAGCCAGACAAAGCGACUGGGAGCAUUAAAUAAAUUCAAGGCUGGAGAUUGCAACAUUCUUAUUUGCACUGAUGUUGCUAGCAGAGGACUUGACAUACCAACAGUUGAUUUGGUCAUAAAUUAUGACAUUCCCAGCAAUUCUAAGGAUUACAUACAUCGCGUCGGCAGGACUGCUCGUGCUGGGCGGUCUGGAUCAGCCAUCUCAUUAGUAAAUCAAUAUGAAGUGGAAUGGUACAUUCAAAUAGAACAACUUAUCGGAAAAAAGUUACCUGAGUAUCUGGCGGAGGAGCCUGAAGUUUUAUUAUUCUUGGAGAGAGUUUCAGAUGCUAAAAGAAUAUCUCAAAUGAAAAUUAAAGAAAGUGCAGGGAACAAGAAAAGAAGGAAGGGUGGAGAUGAUGAUGAUGGAGAAGCUGAAAGUUAUGCCUUUAACACCAAGAAUGGAAAGAUAUCUAAGAAAGGGAAAAGGUAGCUUUGAAGGAUCCUUGCACCUGAGGGGUUACGCUACUUUUGGUUCUUUUUUAAUACUACCGUUUUUUUGGAUCUAUUUUACUGGAUCAAGAACUCAGCUAUCACACUCUUUUCUAAAGUUUCUCAUGCUAAAUCCCUCAAUGAUUACUAAUCAAUUUUAUUAUGUAGCAUAAUUUAUAGGUUAUUGCUAAAAUUC
Phalaenopsis equestris is the source of this 1713-nucleotide messenger RNA. RefSeq names its product DEAD-box ATP-dependent RNA helicase 10-like. Gene Ontology annotation, molecular function: nucleic acid binding; RNA helicase activity; ATP binding. The record is from RefSeq and is a predicted model, not a curated record. Bases 211 to 1518 code for a protein of 435 amino acids. The transcript is spliced from 2 exons. Lineage: Eukaryota; Viridiplantae; Streptophyta; Magnoliopsida; Asparagales; Orchidaceae.